Molecule: messenger RNA, 3509 nt
Organism: Amphibalanus amphitrite
Lineage: Eukaryota; Metazoa; Arthropoda; Thecostraca; Balanomorpha; Balanidae
Exons: 12
Coding region: 562-2427 (621 amino acids)
Source: RefSeq, a predicted model, not a curated record
GCAGUGUGCUCACUGAGCGGGGCGGCGGAGCAGUGCCGUCCGUCCACAGACCGACUGACCGGCGGCGGGACCGGCCGGAAGGACCAGAGGACCGCCAGACCGGACCAGAGGACCGCCAGACCGGACCAGAGGACCGCCAGACCGGACCAGAGGACCACCAGACCGGACCAGAGGACCAGCAGACCGGACCAGAGGAGGACCAGAGGACCGUCAGACCGGACCGGAGCGAGAUCGACAGGAUAGCCGCAGAGGAGCGGCUGCGGCGUGCCGGAGACUGGACAGUCCGAGCUCGAGGAAGAAGACCGUGUUUGACGGAAGUUGUGUUGCUGUUUCUGAGAGAGACCGUGAGGCUCUGGAGGUGCCUCAAUAGCUGCCCAGUCUUUCUUCUGUCAUUGGAUAACAGACAGUGGUGAAGCCGCUGGCCUCGUGUAGUUGAAGACAGAGGACACGGCGAGCCUGCCAGGACUCAACUGCGCAUCUGCGGCACGUCUGAAAUCCCCGGCGCCGGACAGUGUCCGUCGAAGGAGGCUCGGCCAGGUGUCUGAGCACCAGUGACGUCAAAUGACAUCAGAUACGGGCGCCAACAUGUGGCUGGCCACGGUCGUCCUACUCGCCUCCCUCAGCCGCGGCUGGAGCGACUGUUUCUUCCCGUUCGAGUACCACGGCACCUACGCCGUCCAGCGGGCGCCGAACGAGUACUCGGAGGUGAUGAUCGAAAUCAACAAGAUGCUGCCCUACGGCGCCUGUCACACCAGAGUAGAUAACAACCUCAUUCUCCAGGACAUGAGUAACGGGUGUCUGCGCUGCUUCCACCUGGCGAUCCGCUCGGCCAAUGUGCUGCAGCUUCACACGCGGGACCCCCAGAGCAGCUGCGCCACCCACAUCGACAGCACGCUCAAACUGUGCCCCACCGUGGAGGAGAUGAGCUCGCUGCGCACCACCGCCAACAGCACUGUCCACGAGCUCAUGUUAUACAAGGUGCGUUCACCCACGAACGAAGAGCACAAGCACCCGGUGUACUGCCCGAUCAGCGGCCGCUUCUCGUUCUCGUACGACAUCGACGACGGAACCGAGAGCGUCACCGAGUGCGCCAACUCGGACUCGCAGAUCUCCAACUGCCCGCUCGGCUUCGGGCUCCACCUCAACUUCAACGGCUGCUCGUUCCGGCCCAACCUGAAUAUGACGUUCGAGUGUCUGGGAGACUGGAGGGACAGCAGCGGUAACAGCUUCGUGGCGCUGCUGGACACGGGCGCGGCCGACGACAAGAGGCCCCGAUAUCGGUGUGCGAUGUACCGCAAGGAGGCCAGCACGGGCCGGAUCUACGUGGCGCUCUCGUCGGACUCGUCGUGCCACCGUCACCUGGAGAGCGCCACGCGCGGCUACGAGCGGCUCGUGCUGCAGCCGGCCGACACUCGGCCGUGGCCGCUGGCCGUCCGACAGGCCACCUGCACACUGCCCGACUGGGCCCAGGGCGUCUGGCAGCACUCGCACGUCGACGGCGACACCAUGGUCUACAAGGACGCCAAGAACUUCAAGACGCACACGACGCGCUGUGUGGCGCAGCAUGACCAGGAAAAGUUCGUCAUCUACUCCCGCUCCCAGUGCGGCGAGGAGUCUUACAAGUGCAUCUGGCUGAAGUACAGGGGCACGAACGUCAUGGAGUUCCAAAUAGGCUCCAGUCCCAGCGACAAAGCUGACGAUGAUCUGUGCGCCGACCACUGGUUCCUGGAAACCGACUGGAUCACUCAAGGAAAGGAGAAGCCGAUGGAGGAGUCACCCUGUCCGGUGUCGGGCGAGUACCAGGGCGUCAUCCCCGAUACGGACGACCAGCUGGGAGCCAAACUCUACUCGGACUGCAGCAGCCCCGGAAUCAUGUUCUACAGCGUCCUCAGCCGUGGCAACCACUCCCACAUCUAUGAAGAGCGCGAGUACCGGUGUCUGGGCACGUGGCACGAGGGGGACGUCAUGUACACGUACACCCAGAGGAGAGACGUGUUACUGUACGAGUGUUUCGCCGGCCGGGUUAUGGCCGAUGGUCGUGUCUUCAUCGGCGAGGCCGGCACCGACGAGAGCUGCCGCAGACGCAUCGACCCCACGCGGACCGGCAUGCUCAUCGAUCAGAUAGCCCCGUGCUACAGUACCGAGGAGACCGGCGGUGAGCCGCGGAAGAGCUCGAUACCGCCGCCGCUGCCGGUACCGACGCAGACCGCCGACACGACCCCGGAGCUGCCGCGCCGGCGACCGGACCGGCCGGCGAGCACCGACCGGCCGCCCUGGGACCCCAUCACAGCGCGGCCCGGAGACGAGGACGACAGCGGCGCUGGCGGCAGCGGAGGUGGUGGCGGCAGCGGCGCCGGCGGUCUCCAGGGGCUGCCCGCAGCACUGCUGGCUGGCAGCGUGCUGGUAGUGGCACUGUUGAGGCUCUAGUCUCGUCGGAAGUCGAUUUGUCUGAGCUACAACGAAGCACCCGUGCGCUGUGCCGAUGGGGGACCUUCCCUGGCCCGGGCUUGGGUACUGGUGAGCAAGCCACUGAAAACGCGAAUUUCGAGCUGCGGUGGCAACAAAGACUUCCUGCAGCUGGACUGGCCCACUGAGUUUCGGUUGGUCCGUAAGACGCUGAACUAUGCGACGGCCUUUAGACCAGACCGUGGAUGUCGAUUCGAUGCACAACACCCGAAGAUUUUGUACGAGCCAAUGUCAGGUUCGGAAGUCCUGGUGGUCUACCGUUUUUAGUUGAGCGGUCCGUGGUGUAGCCCGCAUCUUUUGCGAGCUAAAAACGGAGGUCGGGUAAGACCAAGAUCGUGAGCGUUACGUUAUCAAAUUUGAUGACGUCACCGAUCACACUAUUAAUAACUGUGAUAUAUCGUGUGUGUCUGUGUAUGUGAGUUUUGUAAGGCCAUGUUGUAGCAUAAAUAGUUUAGUGAACAUGUUUUCGGUAAUGUGAACUCAGAGCCUGGGUUCAUUUUCACGGGAGUGUUGACGAGGUUUAAGAAUCGUAUUUUAUUGCACGCUAGCAUUAUGAAUAGCGGAUAUCAUUAUAUCCUAUGCUAUUGUAUUUUAAAAUGCACUGAAUCCACCGGCUUCUGCACCAUAGGCUUCGCGACCCGAUGCGCCGAACAGAUCGCAUACGUCUCCAAGAAAAAUGUAUCGCGAUUCAGCACUAAAUAACCGUGUAAGCGUUUAUGUUGUUACUGAUAACCGCCCACUCCAUCGCCGAGUGGUCGACAAUCCAUGACACCCUGUGACGUCAGCAGCGGCAAGACACGUGACUUGGCUACACACACUCCGCCAAUGUCGGGACCAUUUCUGCCCGGCGCACGUGAAACGGGCUGCACAUUUCGGAGUGUAUGGCGACGUCGGGAUCUUCAUCAUGCUCAGCGCGGCGUGCACGCUGCACCGCGAUGAAUGUUGUGUAUGAAUAGAGACGUCCCCGCGCGAGCACCGCCGAGAGUCACGUACGCCGCCGGACGUAUGCUGCACAUAAACGAUAAUAUACAUCAUGUCCUUUG